This is a messenger RNA of Trifolium pratense (red clover), 1610 nucleotides long. RefSeq names its product protein MAIN-LIKE 1-like. NCBI's taxonomy places the organism in Eukaryota, Viridiplantae, Streptophyta, Magnoliopsida, Fabales, Fabaceae. The record is from RefSeq and is a predicted model, not a curated record. The coding region runs from base 69 to 1610 and encodes 513 amino acids. Gene Ontology annotation, biological process: meristem maintenance; meristem development. The transcript is spliced from 3 exons.
UGGAAAUAACCAAAUAUUGUUGAAUUAUUUAUCAUGGUGUUUUGUUUUGUUUUUAUUUUUGUUUAGAUAUGGAACACAAUAUUGGAAGAAGCAGGCUUGGUAGACCGAGUCAGGCACAUUCUUCUGCUCGACGAGAGGCUGCUGCCGGCAAUCCUCCUGCUAAAAGAGGUCGUCGUAGACAAGGACAACCUCCGUCUCAAGGAACACAUGAUAAUGAAGCGGGGGGGUCAGGUGCGACACGAUCACGUUCAAGGCGACAACAAGUUGAUGAUGUUGACGUAGAUGCAGCUGAGGAUGGGAAUGUAAAUGUUGGUCAAUAUUUGGCCGAUGAUGCAGACUGGCUCGAUGAAGAUGAAGAUGAAGAACCACGGGAACAACAAAUGCAACAACAACCACCACAUGAAGCACCACAUCAACCACCACAUGCACCCAAUUUGCAACCAGAGGAUGGCUAUCCGGGAGGACCUAGUAAUUUUUCCUUAUUAACGGAAUACCACAAGCAUAGGGCAAUUCCGAUAUGGAAUGCAGAGCCUGGUGAUGAAAAGAUUUUGAAGAAAAGUAUGCGGGCCAUUACCAACGGGAAGAGGGUUAUCAACCUUCCAAAAAUGGAUCGGAAUGUGGACUGGUUUUGGAGAGCCAUAGAAGCAACCGGCUUAGAGCCGCUAACGAGGACCAAUUACAGCAUAAUAGACCACGGGGUUCUCACUGCAUUUGCCGAAAGAUGGCAUUCGGAGACUAGCACCUUUCACAUACCAAUAGGUGAGGUUGGCAUCACAUUGGAUGACGUCCAAUGUCUGUUACAUCUACCGAUCGAGGGAAAGCUGUUGAACCACAGAAAGAUAUCAAGAGCUGAAGGAGUUGAACUUGUGAAUACAUAUCUUGGAGUGCCUGAAUCCAAAUGUUGGGAAUUUUUUAUUGAUACACACGGUCCGCAUAUAACUUAUGGAGAUCUAGCAUUUGUGUAUACUACAAGAUGGGAGGAAAUUGACAAAGCUGUGAGUGAAAACCGACCGAUGCAUGAAAUUACGGUGUUGAGGCAGCAGUGUAUUAGGGCUUUUUUGCUGUUUUUGGUGUGCACUACCAUUUUCAGCAACAAAAGCCAAUUCUACGUCGACGUAGUUUAUUUGAGCUACUUUCAGGAUUUGUCGGAUGUGAAUCAGUGGAAUUGGGGUGUGGCUGCUUUAACAUAUCUGCAGCACUAUUUGGAUGAUUCGUGCAAGGCCGGUGGUAUGCAAGUAGCCGGAUACUUGUCCUUUUAUCAGGGAUGGAUAAUGAUGCACUUUCCAAAAAUGACUGUGUGGCGUAGAGAUCCGAACUACAGAGAGGAGAUGCCACGUAAUGCCACCUUCAGCACUGGACAAGGACAUAGGGAUCCUGUCCUGUAUAGGCAAUUUUUGGAUAACAUGCAGGUUUCUGAUUUUGAAUUUUGUCCAUACGAUGGUCACCGUCAUGUGAGACCCUUGAUUGAUGUUUGCUGGUUUUCUGGUUGGUUGAGGUGCGGGUCAUUGAAGGCAAAACAUUUACCUGAACAUGUGCUGCGACAAUUUGGUCAUGUUUUAGGAGUAGUGUUCGGAUUAUAUUUUCCGAAUUACUGGGACUUUUAUUCAUAA